Messenger RNA from Manis pentadactyla (Chinese pangolin), 1395 nucleotides. Its product is annotated as ral-GDS-related protein-like. Gene Ontology annotation, biological process: positive regulation of GTPase activity; Ras protein signal transduction. Gene Ontology annotation, molecular function: DNA binding; guanyl-nucleotide exchange factor activity; zinc ion binding. Bases 352 to 1383 code for a protein of 343 amino acids. Lineage: Eukaryota; Metazoa; Chordata; Mammalia; Pholidota; Manidae. The record is from RefSeq and is a predicted model, not a curated record. The transcript is spliced from 8 exons. Gene Ontology annotation, cellular component: plasma membrane.
CAGAGGACCAUGUAGGGUGGGCUUCCCGGACUGGGGUUCCCUUCAAGGCAGUGAGGGCUCUCCUGUGAUCCUAAGGCGCGGGGAAUCAGGCCCGCGGUGACCCUUUCUCUGUGUCCUGCUCCAGAACCACGGCAGACGCAGCUGGCUCCAGAGACAUGGGGAGGGCCGGCUUCGUCGCCUGAGCCCGUCCAGGAGCUCCCUGAGACCCCUGUGCUGGAGCGACGGCCGGUGUCACCUGCUUCCGCCCCUGCAGAGCCGGAGGAUGUCCCAGCAGUGGCCUCAGCCCAGGGGCCAGGCCCUGAGCUGGAGCCCCAUGAGCCCUCGGGCCUGGGGCCCAGGGCACUUGCUGGAAUGGCACCAGGUGUGGCAGAGCCAGGUCCAGGUCCAGAGCCCACCGGCCCCUGUGCUGCGAGCCCCUGGGACAUCCCAGGACUGGUCUCAGGCCCCGAGCUGGAGCCCCGUGAGUCCUCGGGUGCGGGGCCCGUGUCACCUGCAGGAAUGGCACAGGGCCUGGCAGAGCCAGAGGUGGUCCUGGAGCCCACCAGCCCCUGUGCCGUGAGCACCCGGGAUUUGCCGAGGGAGAGGGUGCGGACCAUCCUGGCGUUUGCCCCACGCCUGGUGGCCGAGCAGCUGACCCUGAUGUGUGCGGAGCUGUACAGUAGGGUUGAAUGUGGUGAAUGCAAGGUCUACGUAGAGAGACAACCACUGAGGGAAGCCAUUGUGCUCCUGGCCCCCAACAUCCUUAACGUCAUCAGGCAGUUUGGUACCACGUUUCAUUGGGUCAUCUCCUCCUGCCUGAGGGCCCCGAGCAGGAUGGCCCAGGACAGGGCCCGAGUGGUGGAAUUCUGGAUCCAGGUGGCCAAGGAGUGUCUGGCUCUCAGAAAUUUCGAGUCCUUCCGUGCCAUCAUCUUCGCCCUGCAGCGCCCUCCUGUACGUCGCCUGGAGAGCACCUGGGCACAUGUUUCCUGGAAGAGCUCCUGGAUCUACAAAAAACUUAAAAAGAGGAACAAGGGGCUUAAAGGGAAGCAGCUCCUCAAGGAGGCGAGGGCCAUGUUGAGGCGAUGGCCGCCGUCCCCCAGGGCAUCCCAGGAUAUGAAGACGCAGGGCAUGAUCCCGCCGCUCGGACUGAUCCUGUACGAAGCCUUAGAGAAACAACAGGAACAUCAUGUGGACGUCACUGACUUCCUAGAGGAGAUCGUCAUAUACAGGUUCCUGGCCAGGCAGUAUGACCUGGAGCCCAAGGAGCACUUCCUGUCCUUUUUCCAGAGACUGAAGCUCCUGCGUGAGGAGCAGAGCUACGGCCUGUCCUACCACCUGGAGCCCCCAGGUCAGAGGGCAGGCAGAAAAGGACUGUUAAAGUUCUUCAGGUCCCUCAAGAUUUAAACUUACGGGCCA